Messenger RNA from Symbiodinium natans, 777 nucleotides. The record is from the annotation of a GenBank genome assembly. Lineage: Eukaryota; Dinophyceae; Suessiales; Symbiodiniaceae.
AUGCUGGGUGAUUCUAAACCAAUGAUUUGUAAUUACUGCAAGUGCUCUGGACUCCAGGGCCUGAUGCCGAUUGCGACAAGGCCGGCGACAAAGCAGCGGGCAUGGCACAGGCUGAUGAGGCAGGCGGUGGCCCAGCAGGUCCAACAGCUCCAGGUCCAGCCGAGCCAGCGCAUCCAGCAGGUGGUCCAGCAGAGGGUCCAGCAGGUGGUCCAGCAGGUGGCCCGGCAGGUGGUCCGGCAGGCGGUGGUGCAGCAGGUGGCGGUCCAGGUGGCGGUCCGCCAGGUGGUCCUGCAGGUGGUCCAGCAGAGGGUCCGGCAGGUGGCGGUCCGGCAGGUGGCGGUCCGGCAGGUGGCGGUCCGACAGGUGGCAGUCCAGCUGAUGGCCCCACAGGCACAGGCGCAACGGGCAGGGUCACGCACGGCCCCAAGGAUGGUGCGCCCGACAGCGCCGGCAGCGAUCCAGGGAGAGCCAGAGCUCCAGGAGGCAGCGUCGUCGGAGCUCCGGGAGCCAAAGAUCCAGCCGGCAAAGUCGCGGGCCUUACGCAGGGAUCGGAAGAUGCCAGGGAUCGCGGGCGAAGUUGGAAUAUGUAGGGGCCCUUUGCCUGUUCAUCCGGGACGGGUAGCUUGGGGUCUAUCCAGUGCUAUAUCGGCGAUAGGAAAAAGUACCUGCCAAACCCUAAAUCCUAAACCCCCCCAUACAACUUGUCGAGCCCCCGGCAGUUGCUGGAGCGCUGCCUGGGAGGAGGCUUUAGGGUUUGGAGACUGGCACGGUUUCUAG